AGUAAAGCAGCUUCGUUUAUUUAGAAGCUAUCAUUGUCAAGUUUUCCCAGUUCUUUUAUUGUGAUUCGAUGUAUCAUGUGAAUAUAUUUUUUCAUAUCAAUUAACUAUCAUCUAUGUAAUUUAUUCUAGCAUGUGACCAUUUUCUGGUAACUUUGAUGAUUUCAAAUGGUUUAUUUGAAUCUUCUCCAGUCAUGAAUUGCACAGUUUGUGUUCUCUAUGAUGAAAAAGUUCUUUUGAUGCAGCCUUACCAACCUGGUUAUACUGCCCCAUCACCUCCCCCUCAGUCUGACGACACUACUGUUGAUAUCAGUGUUCAAUUCAGUGGAGACCUUGUUACUGCAUCUCCAGACGUUUAUCAAGCAAGUCUAGGGGCAGACUCAGAAUUUCUAGUGUUAGCAUCUGAUGGUUUAUGGGAUUACAUAAACAGUUCAGAUGCAGUUUCUUUUGUAAGGAAUCAGCUUCGACAACAUGGAGAUGUCCAGCUAGCUUGUUAUGCGCUUGCUGAAGCUGCUCUGGCAACAACUAAUUGAAUGGAUUGUGUUUAUUCUGACCAUAGCGCUGGAUUAUGUCAGGAAAGUCCAAAAUGCUUGAAAUUUUGGUUGCUUGAAACUUUUAUUUUUUUGAUGACAUGGUUGCUUGAAACUUUGGUUGCUAUUGUUUUGCAUGUAUUUUGGUGAAUGUCAUAUAUCUAAUUUUGGUUGCUGUUGGUUGCUUGGAUUAUGCUUAUUGAAAUUUUGGUUGUCAAUUACUAAGUGGCAUAUAUGUAAUGCUCAAAUUACAAAUUUUUGUCAAGGUUGUCCAGAAUACAUAAUGUACAAUGACAACUAUAGAUUCUUUUCUGCAA
Rosa chinensis is the source of this 844-nucleotide messenger RNA. Its product is annotated as protein phosphatase 2C 57-like. The transcript has 4 exons. The coding region runs from base 156 to 530 and encodes 124 amino acids. The record is from RefSeq and is a predicted model, not a curated record. Lineage: Eukaryota; Viridiplantae; Streptophyta; Magnoliopsida; Rosales; Rosaceae.